Penicillium malachiteum is the source of this 3129-nucleotide messenger RNA. Its product is annotated as basic helix-loop-helix domain-containing protein. Gene Ontology annotation, molecular function: protein dimerization activity. Lineage: Eukaryota; Fungi; Ascomycota; Eurotiomycetes; Eurotiales; Aspergillaceae. The transcript has a single exon. Bases 1 to 3129 code for a protein of 1042 amino acids. The record is from RefSeq and is a predicted model, not a curated record. Gene Ontology annotation, biological process: positive regulation of transcription by RNA polymerase II; SREBP signaling pathway.
AUGUCAGCCCCCGGCAUGGAAAGUGACUUCCAGCUCUUCUCUCCACGCCGCCAGUCCGGAGGGGAUUCUCGUGGGAUGUAUCAGAACCAAACCAUGGAUAAUCAUAAUCAAGAUUGGACCCAGUGGAUGCGAUGGGAUGAACCCGCCUUUACCGAGAAUGGUCAGACGCAUAUCGAUUCCUCUGUCGACCACUCAUUCAUUUCCCCACAUACGACUAUGAACUCCUCCCCCAAUCAGUGUCAAAAUCAGGACUUCUCCCCACAGCUUCCACUCGGACUCAUGGAAAUUCCAUCCGACAAUAACUUCCAGAGAGGUUCAAUCGUCUCCAACUUCCCGGGUCAGUCCGGUCUUGUUUCUCCAAUCUCUAGCGUGGGGGUCAGCAGAAAGCGGAAAACUGGAAGUGAUGACGAUGCUACAACUGUAACUGGACCUAUCCAAUCGGGACCGGCCAAGAAGAUGCCGGCGAAGAAGCGUGCCCAUAAUGUGAUUGAAAAACGAUACCGAGCCAACUUAAACGAGAAAAUCGCCGAAUUGCGUGACAGCGUGCCGAGUUUACGAACAACAAAGAACGCCAAUGGUGACUCCAAUGAAGAUGACGAUGAUGGGGAGGGAACACAAUCUGCGAGCAAGUUGAAUAAAGCUUCCAUCUUGUCCAAGGCUACCGAAUACAUCAAACACCUCGAGAUCCGAAAUAAGAGACUGGAAGACGAGAAUACCGCUCUCAAGAAUCGCCUUCGCCAAGUUGACAAAGCAGCUGACCAGGCUGUUACAUCCGCUGCCUCCGUUUCAUCGCCUAGUAACUACACUGCUUCCAGUGAAUCCUGCGCCGGAACAUCACCAAGCGUCUUCUCUCAGCCUGAAGAAGCUACGAGCGAUAGUUCCCCAACAGCUUCCCAUCCUCCCGAGGGAAUGAUCAAGGUACCUGAUGCAUUCAGGCGGAUGCGUGAGGAGGGCAAGAAAGGCAUCUUUGGCGAAUCAUACAUCACAUCCACGCCCAGGAAUGGUGACUCCAACUUGGGCCACGAAAAUGGGUCUCGACGUCGCUCAAAGUUGCCCAACAAAUACAUGCUGGGAGCUCUUGCCGGUCUCAUGGUACUUGAGGGCUUUGGCUCAGAAGAGUCUGAGUCUGAGGCGAAAGGCCUGUUCGCUCUCCCUCUGAACCUACUCCAUCGCUUGCGGUCCCCCAUUCUCGCUCACGGGGAGUUCUACUUGAAGAAUUUCUGGUAUUCGUGGCAUGCUCGGGCAAUCUCUCAUUUCUUACUACUUAUGACUUUGGUAGUUGGAAGUGCAUUCAUUGUAUUUGUUUAUCUCUUCAACGCUCAACCCGUCACAGGACAUCCCCCUCCAAAGGCAGUCAGCGAGGGCAAAAAUGCACAACCCACCUCCAGUGAUUUCCGACGACAGGCAUGGCUUACUAGUAUGCAACGAGUUGGUGUUCCACGUCAUCGCUUCUUCCGCGAAUGGUAUGUGGUGACCUCGCGAUGCUUCGAGUAUGUUCUGCGAUGUUUCAUGGGCUGGAAACUCUAUUCUUGGGCGACAGGAAUCACAGAAGAAGAUGAGAAGGGCCGUGUGAAAACAUGGGAUAUUGCUAUCGAUGCUCAGCUCACUGGAGGUGAUGCUGAGAUUAGCAAGAGCCGUCUGGUCCUGACCAUCUUUGCUGCAGGAACACUUCCCAGCAGCCCCAUGCGAAUGAUUCUCAAGGCGUUACAUGUACGCAUUCUUCUUUAUAGAGUCGGGGAGUAUGGCUCUUGGUCUUUCCGUGUCUCCAAUGAUAUUGCUCGCGCUCUUGCGAACUACCAGUGGGGCGUUGCGAGAGAAAUCCACAAUGCUCUCCCUGAGGGCCACCCCGACCAACUUCCUCCUCACUUGGCAGAACUUAUCAAACUCGACUGCGACGAUGUGAUGAUUGAUUCUAUUAUCCAGCGAGCUGUGAAUUUGACUUGGAAUCGUCCAACUCAAGAAGGCGCUGGAGAUGAUGCCGUCCUGCUUGACGUGGUUGAAGAGGACCCAGCUAUUCAAUGCUCCGUGGAUGCUCUUGCAGCUUGGUGGUCAAGUCAUCUUCUCCAGAGUGCCAUUCUGAAGUAUCUGGAAGCUAGCGCGGGCGGUCCUGUAUCCAAAGCGAGCCGUGACACCUUCAAGGAAAAGAUCUGCAUGGCUCUUGAUGUUGCUCCUCGACUUUCUGCAGCUUACAGUCGCGCUUUGGUUAUGAAGGCGGUCUUCUUUGAUCAGGACCGCAUCAAGAAUGUCGGCGCUGUACUUUCUGCUCUUCCCAAGCCCAAGGACAAGCGCAAGGGUGAAUGGAACCAGGCAGCGAACUUUCUUGACUCAUCACUUCCAGUAUCGGUCCGUGAUGAGAUCUCUAUUGCUGUCCGCUGUGCCAUGAUUGCCGCCAUUGUUACAGCUCGAUCCAAUGGCGACACUACUCUCCCAGCCUCCUUCACUAUUCAAAAGGCCAUAAAUUGGUUCAACCAAUUGCCAAUCGACCCUGUUGAGCUGAGCCUGAUUGGCUUCUCUUCAGUCUACCACUUGCUACAUCUAUUGGCCUCGGAUGUUGAUUACAUCGCUUCUUCUGAUUCAUCUGCACCAUCUUCUCAAGUCUCAGACCCUGGAUCAUCCGCCGACGACGAAGCCGAAGAAAAGCCACGCAUCUCUCGCAAAUUCGCUCUCUGCCCACGCGACAUCCCCAAUCUCGGACGUGUCGCUGCUGAGCUCAUCUACUGGUCUCGAAAUGCGUACAACCCAGCAUUCUAUGGCUUCUCGUCUAGUCUCGUUGAAAUAAUCGUCAAGUCCUGCACUUCCCUUUGCAAAGAUGCCGGGAUCAAUGUCGAUGACUUUUUGAACACGCCACCAGAGCCAAUCCCCUCUCGGAAGCGGAAAUCUCGACGUCGCCGAGGUGGCUCGGAGCAGUGCUUCCAGAGUGAUGCGGAUCAAGACUUGAUCGAGACACGCAUUGCUAAGCCCCUGGGUCGAGAACGCUCUGCUAGUAAUGAUACAGGAUAUGGAAGUCUUAGCCUCGAAGAGGAUGUUCCGACUAUUCCCCUGUUCCUGAGCAGGUUUAAGACAUCAAGUUGCAAAUGUUCUUCCUUGGAUGGAUUUCUUAUAGCGAUGGCGUUUUUGUUCUUUGUUUAA